Aspergillus nidulans FGSC A4 is the source of this 951-nucleotide messenger RNA. RefSeq names its product SDR family oxidoreductase. The record is from RefSeq and is a predicted model, not a curated record. Gene Ontology annotation, molecular function: oxidoreductase activity. The transcript has a single exon. The coding region runs from base 1 to 951 and encodes 316 amino acids. Lineage: Eukaryota; Fungi; Ascomycota; Eurotiomycetes; Eurotiales; Aspergillaceae.
AUGCAUAUUCUCAUCACGGGUGCUGCGGGCUUCAUUGGCCAAUUGCUUGCGAGAGAACUGCUCAAUGACCCUUCAUAUACUCUCGUCCUGACCGAUAUCAAUGAACCACCGAUCCCAGCCGGCGUCAAGUAUCCUCAGAAUGCGCGCACUGUCACGGCGGACCUCGUCAAGGCGGCGGAUACGGUGGUGGACAAAUCCCUAGACGCCGUCUAUGCGUUCCAUGGCAUCAUGUCAUCUGGGUCCGAAGCCAAUUUUGAUCUGGGCAUGACUGUCAAUGUCGACGCUACUCGCAAGCUCCUCGAGGCCCUUCGUGCAACCUGUCCCGGGGUCAGGGUGAUCUACUCUUCCAGUCAGGCCGUAUACGGUCAACCGCUGCCUGAAGUGGUGGACGAUACUGUCAUUCCGACUCCCCAGUCAUCGUACGGUGCGGAGAAGCUCAUCUGCGAGACCCUAGUUAAUGAAUACACACGACGGGGGUUCAUUACCGGCUUUACCCUCCGUUUCCCUACAAUCUCAGUCCGCCCCGGCCGUCCUACCGCCGCUGCCUCCUCUUUCCUCUCCGGUAUGAUCCGAGAGCCGUUGAAUGGUGAAGAGUGCGUCAUUCCCCUCGAAGAUCGGUCCUUCAAGUCGUGGCUCUGCUCGCCCAAGACGCUCGUCCAUAACUUGAUACUCACGCUGUCGCUGCCCGCCGAUUCUCUGCCGUUACAUAUCCGCCAGGUCAAUGUACCCGGAAUCUGUGUCACUGUUCAGGAGAUGAUGGACGCUCUGGCGAAGAUUGGAGGGGAGGACAAGCUGGCUCUCCUGAAAGAGAAAGAAGACCCCACGCUAAGGCCAAUCCUUGACUCAUGGCCGACACGAUUCGACAAUUCUCAGGCAAUCUCUCUCGGAAUGAAGCGCGACAGCUCGUUUGAGGCAGCAGUCAGAGACUAUCAACUUUCUCUGAGCCAAUGA